CCUUCCAAUAAUUUUGCUUCGAAGAAUUCUCAAAUUUCUUCAAAUUUCAAAUGAAGACCAUCACCACUGGUGUGUUUCAACAAGAUUUGCAUGGUGAAGAACAUGCUAGAGAAGUUGAGCAAUUCAUUCGUCAAUUUAAAGGUGUGAAAGAUGUGAAUGCGGAUUACAAUACUGGAAAAAUAAUGGUGACAGGGAGUAUUGCAAACAUCUCCAGGCUCAGGAAGAUAGUGGAAAGAACAACCAAUCAGAAGGCGGAGCUCCUCACUUACGAGCACAAACUUGACGACGGCUCCAGCUCUGGCGAGGAUAAAAAGUCCAAAAAGGCUGUUCGGGUGCGCUAUGGAAGUUCUCUUUUUGGUUGCUUCAAACCAAAAGUUGUUGGUCGUGGUCAUGGUCGUCAUCCUCAUCAUGGUCAUAAUCAUGGUCACACUUCAGAUUCUUCUUCAGAUCAUAAUGAUGUUCACACUUGUGGAAUUGAUUUCAGUGCUUCUUCAGAGGAGUAGAGAAGACUUGAAGUCUUUUUAUUUAUUUUUGUGGCAAUGCAUUCGUUUAUUCGUAGAAGUUAGGACCAUUUGCUUAGGUUGGUUUAUUUGUUCGUUUACGCUUUCUAUGUUUUUACUUUAUGAGAAUUGAUAUCAUACAUUAUUCAAUGCAAUUUUUUUGUGUUAUUUGUCCAA
Capsicum annuum is the source of this 677-nucleotide messenger RNA. RefSeq names its product heavy metal-associated isoprenylated plant protein 29-like. Lineage: Eukaryota; Viridiplantae; Streptophyta; Magnoliopsida; Solanales; Solanaceae. The record is from RefSeq and is a predicted model, not a curated record. Gene Ontology annotation, molecular function: metal ion binding. The transcript has 3 exons. Bases 51 to 503 code for a protein of 150 amino acids.